This is a messenger RNA of Octopus bimaculoides (California two-spot octopus), 2884 nucleotides long. Its product is annotated as glutamate--cysteine ligase catalytic subunit-like. The record is from RefSeq and is a predicted model, not a curated record. Gene Ontology annotation, biological process: glutathione biosynthetic process. NCBI's taxonomy places the organism in Eukaryota, Metazoa, Mollusca, Cephalopoda, Octopoda, Octopodidae. Gene Ontology annotation, molecular function: glutamate-cysteine ligase activity.
UUUCAAAAUUAACUGAAACAAUGGAAGUAUAUUUCAAAAGAAACCUAACCCUUUUGUUAUCAAGUUUCUAUUGCAUUAUGGUAACAAAAGGGUUAAAGUAAUCUAAACCAAAACGUUCUAUCAAAAUGUUAUGUUAAUUUAUGUUUCACAAAUUAAUGAUGAGGACAAAAUUAUUUUAGCAUAUAUAUUAAUCAUGUGAUCAUGUGACCAACCAGACAAUCAGAUGUUAUUACACAUUGCUGAUCACAACGUGCUUUGCCUCAUUUUAGCCUUCAAAUGAUGCCACUCUGCUGUCCAGGCAACCAGGCCAACAUUCCCCACCGCCAAGAGGAGGACUGGAGUAAUGUGAAAUGAAAUGUUUUGCUCAAGAACACAACACACCACCCUAUCUGGGAAUUGAACUUACAAUUUAGAGAUUAUGAGUACAACAGCCUAGCUACUAGGCCACACAUCUUCACAUAUAUAUUAUAUAUAUGUGUGUGUGUUUGUGUCUCCUUGUCUUGACACCAUAUUGUGGUUGUAAAUGAUUGUCACUGUCAUACAAGCAGUGUCCUUAAUUUCCGAUAUUCCGCACGAGAAGAUCUUACCUUAUUUGGAAACCAGAAUAUAAAAGAGUAAAAUGUAUGCACAAAAAAAAAAGAGCUCAAUAAAAAAAAAAAGCAAUUUGUUAAAUAUGUGUAAUAUACUCUAAGAAAUAAUAAACCUUAUUGAACAUUCUUUCUUAUUUGUGAGACAAACUGUGCCAUGAUGAUAAAAAAAAAAAAAACUUUUUCAAAUCUAGUGAACUCCAUUCAUCACCUGAAAAUGAUUAAACAUCUUUUAUCUUUGGUACUAAGAAUAAUCCAAGAAGAGAAAGCAAAUUCUUUAAGCAAUCAAUUUGCUGAGCCAACUUUGAUUUCUGUUUAUUUUAUAUCUUCAGUCAAUGAAUUAACAUUAAACAGACUGAAGUAUUUAACUUUUAUCAACAAUUUAGUGCCAUAAAGUCUAAUGCCACUGAGGUCAACUUUGCCUUUUAGCCUUUCAGGGUCGAUAAAAUAAUUACCAGUUGAACACUAGGGUCAAUAUAAUUGACUUCCCUGAAACUGCUGGUCUUGUGCCAAAAUUGGAGACCAAUUGAGUAUCAUUUCAGGGAUGGUUGAUGUAUUUUACUGGGGUUUUGUGGCUAGAUAAUGCAACAACUACAUUUUUGUAAUAAAAUAUGCCAAUUUAGAAACAAUGUUCUAAAAGAAAAUAUAUUUAAUUUAGCCAUGUUGCUUCUCUACAGUAAGAAACCAGUUCUGUUCUAUUCCUUUCUCUCAUACUUUGACCCCGCAUUUUGUAGCAUAAAACUACCUCCCUCUCCUUCCAUCUCUACUGUACCUCUGCUCAGUCAGAAAGAGUUUUAGUCUUCCAAGCUACAGGAUGACCUCACUAGUGCUGGUGCCAGGAAAAAAAAAAACAAAAAACCCCACCCAGUAUUUGUUGCAAAGUGGAGUAUGAUAUAGUCCUUGGAACUGUCAAAUCCUGUCAAAUUGUCCAAUCCAUGCCAGCGUAGAAGACUGACAUCAAGGUAUGAUGAUGACAACAACAAUUAUGAAUAUGAUGAACAUGAUAACAAUGAUGAUAAUGAAGAUGAUGAUGACUGUGAUAGCAACGAUGAUGAUGAUGAUGAUGAAGAGGAGGAGGAGGGGGGUAAACUCAAUGUACAACCUAAAUGUAUGUGCAAAGAAUCUAAAUCUCUCUCUCUCUCUCACACACACACACUGAAACAACUACAAUAGUUAUAUUCAAAUAUUAUAUCAUAUAACUGUAACUUGUGUGUGUGUGUGUGUGUGUGUGUGUGUGUGUUCUAUUAACAACCCCAUUUCGUCCACCCUGCAUUAGCUAAUGUAUUUAAUUUAGCCAUGUAGCUUCUCUACAGCAAGAAACCAGUUCUGUUCUAUUCCCUUAUCUCAUACUUUGACCCCACAUUUUGUAACAUAAAACUACUUCCCUCUCCUUCCAUCUCUACUGGAGCAAUCUGAUCUGACAUGCAAAUUAUAGAUGUAGAUUUGAUUAUCUGCAGCCAAAAAUUAGUUAAUGGGAGGCUUUCAUGGGAAAAACUAACAAAAAUUGCUUUCCAAAAUAUGACCUCGUUCUUUGUAGCAAUUUGAUACUACAGGGCUGAAGUAACAUUUACAAUCUGUAAUAGAAUUGUUUCUGUUCUGACCCACUGACAUUUCAGUGUUUAAUUGGUGACAGUCAGAGAAUUGUGACUGAAAUAAGAAGCUGUGAAUAUCUGAGUUCUUACUGAACAGAGAGGGUCUAUCAAAGUAAGACUGGUCUAAAAAAUUGUUUGUCAAUCAGAUUUAAAAUGGUUUUCCUUACUGACGGGACCCUAAUGACAUGGGAGGAGAUUAAACACUAUAUUCCACAUGUCAAGAAUCAAGCAAGAAUGCAGUUUGUUCAUCAGUAUAAGAAAUAUAAGGACCUGAAGAACUAUCCAUUUUAUUGGGGCGAUGAGAUCGAAUAUACAAUAUUACAAUUUGACCAUGAAAAACGAAUUGUCCAGUUACUUUUGACUUCUACAACUUUACUUGAAUCUUCCGAAGUAAAAGGAAUAGAAUCAAGUGAAUGGUCUCCAGAGUAUACCGAAUAUAUGAUUGAAGGCAAACCCAGGAAUCCUUUUGGUAAUUCCAUCACUGAUUUGAAUCGUACAGAAGAACAUUUCAAAGAAAGACGCAAAUCAAUUAAAUCACUCCUGGGCCCACACCAAAUUCUCCUUACCAUAACAGCUUUUCCCAGAUUGGGCUGCCCUAAUUUCACUUUUCCCUCUUACGAAGCAGACAAACGUGCAACUGAACUCCAUCAGUCAGUUUUCAUAGCAGAUGCUGCGCUGUGUUGCCAGAUUGAGUACUUCGUGUGA